AUGUCUAACAGCCCCCCUACCCACACAACCCCUAACUCAGCCCCUCAAGAAGGCCUCCCAGCCCACCCAAUCAGCAACCCAGCCCCUGUAGGAGACCCUCAAAACCCCUCAGGCCCCCAAGAAGACCCCUCAAUCCCCCAAGAAGACCCCACAGACCCCCAUGAAGGACCUCAAAGCACCUCAGACCCCCAAGAAGACCCCUCAGCCCCCCAAGAAGACCCCUCAGACCCCCAUGAAGGACCUCAAAAGGCCUCAGCCCCCCAAGAAGACCCCUCAGACCCCCAUGAAGGACCUCAAAAGGCCUCAGCCCCCCGAGAUGACCCCACAGACCCCCAUGAAGGACAACAAAACACCUCAGCCCCCCAAGAAGACCCCUCAGGACCUGAAGCCCCCCACCAAGACCACUCAGGACCUCAAGAUGCCCCUCAAGCCCCCAAAGGAGACACCGUGGUAGACGUAUUUGUAGGCUUACCGUUGCGUGGAGGAAAUCCGGUCGUUGGCCCCCUGGACAAUAAGUUAGGCGUACCUACUGAUGGUUUAAAUCAGCCUCAAGAUGCCCCUCAAGCCCCCAAAGGAGACGCCGUGGUAGACGUAUUCGUAGGCUUACCGUUGCGUGGAGGAAAUCCGGUCGUUGGCCCCCUGGACGAUAAGUUAGGCGUACCUACUGAUGGUUUAAAUCAGGAUCAAGAUGCCAACCUCGCCGUUGCUGAAGAUGAGGUUAUCCUGUUCUCUGGAGGCCCCCGCUUGGAAGGUAUCGACACCGGCUGCUCCGUACCUGGUCGUUCCCCCACCGCCGAUGUUUCCCCUCAAGCAACCCCAGUCACUGCCCCCCCGACUGACUUGACUCAGUCUCACAGUCAGAUCUCUGCUUCUCCAGCCAGCCCAUCUUGUCAAGCUCCACCUGAUGAGGCUAUCCAAUCCUCCGGAAUCCAUCUAGACGGUAUCGACCCUGCCCUCUUGGAACUCACGCAGGACUUAUGUGGAUCCCAGAAAUCCCAAGGACCUCAACUUGAAGGGAAUGAAGAGGAAGAGAAGGACGAGAAGACCGCAGAUGAAAUCUAUGAAGAGCUCACCAAGGAUGUUCUGGACGAGAUCCUCGAGGAAGAGUCAGACGAAGACGAGGCCGCCAUCGCUCAGAUAUUGGAAGAGCAACUGAAGAGUCUCAACCCGGUUCAGGAAACUCCGGAUUUACGCGAAGACACCAAUGAGGCAGCCCCCGGCCCCACGGGUAAUGCUAAUCAGGAACGCGAGGCAGCCCCAGGCCCCACGGGUAAUGCUAAUCAGGAACACGAGGGACCUGUUGAUGACUGA
Molecule: messenger RNA, 1311 nt
Organism: Puccinia graminis f. sp. tritici CRL 75-36-700-3
Lineage: Eukaryota; Fungi; Basidiomycota; Pucciniomycetes; Pucciniales; Pucciniaceae
Exons: 3
Coding region: 1-1311 (436 amino acids)
Source: RefSeq, a predicted model, not a curated record